Molecule: messenger RNA, 1188 nt
Organism: Paramecium primaurelia
Lineage: Eukaryota; Ciliophora; Oligohymenophorea; Peniculida; Parameciidae
Source: the annotation of a GenBank genome assembly
AUGAAUAUUAAAAUAGUUUAUAACACAAAAACCCACAAAAUCUCAUCAAAAUAUUAAACCUUAGAAGAAAUCAAAAAUGCUAUAUAAAUCUUAUACCCUUAAUAAUUAAAUAAUGGAUUUGAUCUAUAUGUAACAUUGCAUCCCUGUAAACUUUUUAAAUAUUAAUAGAAAUGGAACCAUUUAAAAUUUUAGAUUAAACUUGUUUUAAUAGAAUCAAAGAUAUCUAAAAUCAGAUGAAUUGUCCAUCAAUUAAAUUUUUAGUUAAAGAUUCCACAAAUCCUAAACUAACCAAUGAUGAUCUUUUAGUAUUAAAUUAGAGUGUAAUUGUUCAAUCUACUAUUUAAUUAUCUACAGUCAUGAAUCUACUUCAAUAACCUCAAUAAUUAUAAAAAGAUGAGUUCUUAAAUUAGAAAUAAUAAUAAUAAUAAAUUAUCAUUGAAGAUAAUCAGCCUUAACAAUAACAAAAUUUAACUUAAGAGUAUAUAUAUUUUAAUAUGUAAAUUUAGAAUUAUCAAACAAAUUGAAAAGUAAGAGUUUUAGGUAUUAGAUUAUUAUUCUGAAGAAUUUAAAUAAUUUCUAAUUGAAAGAAUUGAUAAAAGAUUGUAAUAUCAUGGAAUAUUAUAAAAUGAGAAUGUAAAGCCUUUAUUAGCAAGAUAUAAAAUUGAAAUAGUAAAAUAUGACUAUAUGAUAUCUAAAAAUGUAAAUGAAAAAUUUGAAUGGUAAAUUGAAAUGGUCAAUAAAGGUGACAUUAUUUGGUAAAAAAAUUAAGUAGCACUUUUGGGACUUAAUGGACAUUUUAAAAAUGUUAAAAUUGAAGUAAAUUAAUAAAUUAAUUAUAAGUUAGAACAUGAUAUCAAUCCAGGAGAAACAGCUAAAUUAAAAUAUCUUUGUUAGAUGCCAAAUUAUGAAAUUUAGAAUUUUAAAAAUUAAUUUUAAGUAAUAAUCAUAUAAUUAUUAUAAUAGAUGACUUAUAUUGAAUAAAAUUAAAUUAAAUAUUUUGGCCCAAAAAUAUCACUAAUAAUUACUACUGUUAAAAAUAGUUAGGAUUAAAUGAAGGAAUAAAAAAUAAAGUAAUUGAUGGACAGUGCAGAAAUUUCAUUAGAAUAGGCUAUUGAAUUUAUUGAAAUGUAUGGAAGUGAGAAUUAAAUUGAAGAAAUUAUUUUAGCUUAUUUUGAACAACCUAAAUGA